Messenger RNA from Stereum hirsutum FP-91666 SS1, 1824 nucleotides. RefSeq names its product WD40 repeat-like protein. The transcript is spliced from 5 exons. Lineage: Eukaryota; Fungi; Basidiomycota; Agaricomycetes; Russulales; Stereaceae. Gene Ontology annotation, molecular function: protein binding. The record is from RefSeq and is a predicted model, not a curated record. Bases 107 to 1663 code for a protein of 518 amino acids.
AAGCGAAGAUGCCAUGAUACUUGUGGUGUCGACAACUGAUGCGUGGGCCGGCGCUGCAAUUAAUGAUCACGAGUGCUAGCGCAGACGGGUGGGGCCCGAGAUCGUAAUGCAAUCAAAUUGUGUCGGACAAAUGCAGGACCAUAGAUUGUUUUCUGGUCUCUCUCCUGCUAUCCAAUCAUGCAUCUUCUCCUUCCUAUCUCUCCGCGACACUUUGUGCGCAUCGCGUGCUUGCACUGCUUGGAACAAGGCCUUGUCGAUAGAUGCUAUAUGGGUGUCUUUACUCCACCGAGAGGGAUUUUGGUUCGGGGCCGGCUCAGAAUAUCAAUUCGUCGAAGCCCUCGCUCGCCGUGGUACCUUUGCCGUAGACUCUACCUCCAUUCCUUCAUCAAGCCCAUACAAAGUCUUGUUCAAGUCCAGGUUCUUGACCAAAACUCGAUGGAUAUCUAACACCCAACCCAGACACACCAGAUUCAACGCCCAUGGUCGCUCAGUAGUCACGUGUCUGGUUAUCCAUGGAGAUCGAGUAAUCUCAGCUUCAGACGAUCAUUCCAUUCACGUAUACUCUCUUUCCACUGGCCUUCUCAUACACUCCCUUAUCGGUCAUCAUGGCGGUAUUUGGAGUUUGGCUGCCCACAAGAGCGAAUUGGUCAGUGGUUCGACUGACCGUACGGUCCGAAUCUGGGACCUAUACACCGGUCGUUGCACCCAUGUAUUCGGUGGUCACACUUCGACGGUCCGCUGCAUAGCUAUCGUCAGGCCAGAGCGGGUAACUAUGGAGAACGACAAUGGGUUGGUGAAGAAGGAGAAGUGGCCAAAUCGGCCGUUGAUCGUCUCUGGCAGUCGGGACCAUUCGUUACGCGUGUGGAUGCUACCUAGACCCGGCGAGAUGGAGUAUAGAUGUCGUGUUUUCGACGAUACGGAUGCUGGCCCCACAAAUGAGGAUGUUGAUGAGAACCCUUACCACAAGUUACAUCUGGAGGGGCAUGACCACGCCGUUCGUGCUCUUGCAGCACGGGGACGUACACUCGUCUCUGGCAGCUAUGAUUCGACGGUUCGUGUAUGGGAUAUCAUAACGGGCAACUGCAAGUGGGUCCUGGUGGGCCACACGCAGAAAGUCUACAGCGUCGUCCUAGACUCGGCUCGCAAUCAAGCGUGUUCGGGCUCAAUGGAUAGCACCGUCCGUGUCUGGAAUCUUCAAACGGGCGAAUGCCAACACACCUUGACAGGACACGCUUCUUUGGUCGGCCUUCUUGGCCUUUCUCCAUCGUAUCUUGUAUCCGCUGCUGCCGACUCUACUCUCCGUAUCUGGGACCCCGACAGUGGCGAGCUUCGAAACACGUUGGCGGCUCACACGGGCGCUAUCACCUGCUUCCAGCACGACGAGUUCAAGGUCCUGAGCGGUUCUGACGGUAGUCUGAAGAUGUGGGACGUCCGUGAUGGAUCGAUUGUGCGGGAUCUUUUGACUGGACUCAUCGGUGUUUGGCAGGUGGUCUUCGAGGGGCGGUGGUGCGUCGCUGCCUCCAAUGGUCAAGAUACGACAAGGCUAGAUAUCUGGGACUUUGGAAAUGGAAUAGACGACGAGAAUUGGAUAGGAGAACCUCUGGGUGACGUUUAUGAAAAGGAUGACACAGACGACGAAGAGGGCGUGGAAGAUACUAGGUAAUUGUUCAGACGUCCAAUCAUGCCAACCAGAAUCGUGUAGGGUCCAUGUCCCUAUGAACUUGUUCUGUUGUAAUUAUCGCGAUAAGGGUGGAAGUCCUCAGGCUACUAGUAGGCCGGCCUCUUACAUGUACACUGCGAGUGUUUGUAUUAGAUGUAAACUUU